GUGCCAGUCGUGUCUGCUCAUCACUCGUGUUACUGGUGGGUGAGACCGGAAGUAAACAUCAUGUGACGUUGAAAAUCAGCUGAUCCAGCGUAGACGUCUUUAGUCACGACUACAACGAUUAAUCCAUACAUUCCUGGCUGUAUUUCACUGGAAACAAGAUACUAGACUGCUGCAACCAUGGCGCUCAGCGAUGCCGACGUUCAGAAGCAGAUCAAACACAUGAUGGCCUUCAUUGAGCAGGAGGCCAAUGAGAAGGCAGAAGAAAUUGAUGCCAAGGCGGAAGAGGAGUUCAACAUCGAGAAGGGCCGUCUGGUGCAGACCCAGAGGUUGAAGAUCAUGGAGUAUUACGAGAAGAAAGAGAAGCAGAUCGAGCAGCAGAAGAAAAUUCAAAUGUCUAACCUGAUGAACCAGGCUCGUCUGAAGGUAUUAAAGGCUCGUGAUGACAUGAUUUCAGAAAUGUUGAGCGAGGCGCGUCAACGGCUGGCCAACGUGGCCAAGGACCCAGCCAGGUACCCAGCACUGAUGGAUGGGCUGGUUCUGCAGGGUUUCUAUCAGCUUCUUGAGACCAAAGUGACCAUCCGCUGUCGUAAACAGGACCUGCAGGUGCUUCAGGCGGCUAUCCAGAAGACUAUUCCCAGCUAUAAAGCAGCAGUGAAAAACAAUAUUGAGGUUCGCAUCGACCAGGACAACUUCCUGUCCCCAGACAUUUCUGGAGGUAUUGAAAUUUACAACGCUGAUGGGAAGAUCAAGGUGUCCAACACCCUAGAGAGCAGACUGGACCUCAUGGCUCAGCAGAUGAUGCCUGAGAUUCGAGUGGCUCUCUUUGGUCAGAACCAGAACCGCAAGUUUUUGGACUGAGUGUCUCCACCCAUUGUCUUGAAGAGGAGUUAUUUAUUUAUGUUGUGAAAAUUACCAUUGCUGUGUCUGUGAGAAGAAUUCAAAAAACACAGUUAAAAAAGAAAAGACACCAUUUUGUUGUUUUGUCAUGUAUUUCUGUGCAUCUUGGAACAGUAUAAAAGUUGAACUUCAUUGCAGAUGUGAGUAGGAGGAGCAACUUUUGCACAGUGGUAAUGGAUCUACUGUUCCCCUUGGGAUCUUGGUUUACACACCGCAGUCAUCUUUAUUAUAAUUGGCUGGACAGUAAUCAUUUCAGUCUGCUUGGAUCAGGCUGCAUGAGAGAAAUAGAGUACCACAGUAUGAGUCGUAAUUCCCAUAAAACCUAGCAGUCAAACAAGGAAAUGGUUCCAAUGGUUUUUUCACAAUACAUUUUUCCCAUAGGGGAUUUUUAGAAACACUCAAUAAGGGCUGUGUUUCAUGUAGUCUUACCUUGGCGUGACAUUUUGAUAACUGUGUAAAUGUCUCUAGGACAAGGUGACUUGUAUUAACCUAAAAAAAAUGAAAUUCUAAUGUGGCUAUAAUAAAGAACUACAAAUGCCAUGAUGAUCGGGACGAGACUGCCGAAUCUAGGCAAAUGUAAGAAUCUCGGAUUUGAGAGUAAAUAGAGCUGAAUAUAUUGAUAAAUCACCUUGUCCCAGAAAUGUACAUGUUUAACAAAACGUCAACCCCAUGGUAAGCCUACACAAAAUACAGCCCUUAUUGUAGGUCAUUUUAGAAACACUUAAGGGGAAAACAUGGUGGGGAAAUUAUUGGAACCAUUUCAUUGUUUGACCGUUAGGUUUUAUGGGUAUUAUGACAGCUCCACUGUGGGAGUCUAUUGUAGCCAAUGCAUCUUGUAUCGGUUCCUUAUUUCAUCUAAUAACAUCUUCCUCUCGUGAAAAAAUAUAAUAAAACAUUGCAUAGAGCAUUGACUCACCCAUCGCUAUUUGCUCCUUUCUAUCACAAUUGAAAUGAAGUGAUGCUGGAAAAACAUUGAAGACCAACUAUGUCCUUGUUGAAUCCAAUUAAGUUAUUGAUAUGUCUUUGCUGUUGUAUCAUGACACAAGGAAGGGUCAAAAUUUAAGAGGUUAUUGUGAAAAUGUUAAAGAUUAAAUCGAUAGUAUCA
Molecule: messenger RNA, 2002 nt
Organism: Oncorhynchus tshawytscha (Chinook salmon)
Lineage: Eukaryota; Metazoa; Chordata; Actinopteri; Salmoniformes; Salmonidae
Product: V-type proton ATPase subunit E 1
Exons: 10
Coding region: 178-858 (226 amino acids)
Biological process (GO): proton transmembrane transport
Cellular component (GO): proton-transporting two-sector ATPase complex, catalytic domain
Molecular function (GO): proton-transporting ATPase activity, rotational mechanism
Source: RefSeq, a predicted model, not a curated record